Molecule: messenger RNA, 3757 nt
Organism: Scomber scombrus (Atlantic mackerel)
Lineage: Eukaryota; Metazoa; Chordata; Actinopteri; Scombriformes; Scombridae
Gene: dhtkd1
Product: dehydrogenase E1 and transketolase domain containing 1
Exons: 17
Coding region: 65-2833 (922 amino acids)
Biological process (GO): tricarboxylic acid cycle
Molecular function (GO): oxoglutarate dehydrogenase (succinyl-transferring) activity; thiamine pyrophosphate binding
Source: RefSeq, a predicted model, not a curated record
UGCUGUAGCCCUAGUGUGCUCUCCUGUGAUAUGUAACAUUAUAGCUUUACACUUAAAAAAAAACAUGUCGGCCUUACUUUUCCUGAAAAACUCGGUGAGCAGACUGCCUCCGGGUGUCGCUCGGCAGGUUUUCGGCUGCUGUUACCACACGGAGAAAGGUGUGUACGGGUACCGACCCAAACCCACCGUCAGGGACCAGAAGCUGCAGAGUGACCACAUCGCUGCUCUGAAUCAAGAUCAUGCUCUUGCCCGUCUGGUGCAGGCAUACAGAGCACAUGGACACAAGGCUGCUAAAAUUAACCCCUUACUGCCCCAAAAGCCUGUUGCUGACAGUGUCCCGGAGAUCAACAUGCUGACUGGCACCAUAAGAGGACAGCUCAACACCUCAGGAUUACGGCAUUUUGGAAAGACAGAGGCUUCGAUGGAAGAGGUUCAGGCCUAUUUGGAGGAAGCCUACUGUGGGCACCUGUCAGUGGAGACCAACCAGCUUGGCAGCCUGGAGGAGCAGGAGUGGUUCGCUGACCACUUUGAGGAUCUCAAGAAGAAGAGUUUCUCCCCUGAGGAGAGGAGGCAGCUCACAAAGAUCAUGCUGGAGUCUCAGGAAUUUGACCACUUCCUCGCCACCAAGUUUGCAACUGUGAAGCGUUAUGGAGGAGAAGGAGCAGAGAGCAUGAUGGGCUUUUUCUAUGAGCUUUUCCACCAUUCUGCCCACACUGGCGUCACCGACAUCAUCAUCGGCAUGCCCCACAGAGGCCGACUCAAUCUGCUUACGGGCCUGCUGAAGUUCCCACCAGAGCUCAUGUUCCGUAAGAUGCGUGGCCUCAGCGAGUUCCCUGAAACCUCGCCUGCCAUCGGUGACGUCCUCUCCCAUCUCACUUCCUCGGUGGAGCUAGAUUUCGGAGCUGGACACCCCCUCCAUGUGACCAUGCUCCCAAACCCGUCUCACCUCGAGGCCAUCAACCCUGUGGCUCAGGGCAAAGCUCGAGCCAGGCAGCAACUCAGACAAGAAGGCGACUAUUCACCUGAAGACAACGCCCAGCCAGGGGACCAGGUCAUCUGUCUGCAGGUCCACGGCGAUGGCUCUUUCACUGGUCAGGGGAUUGUUCCAGAAACUUUGACCCUCUCCAACCUUCCUCACUACAGAGUCGGUGGGAGCAUCCACCUCAUCGUGAACAACCAAGUGGGUUACACCACGCCAUCGGAGAGAGCGAGAUCCUCUUUGUACUGUAGUGAUGUCGGUAAGAUGGUGAACUGUGCGGUGAUCCAUGUAAAUGGUGAUGAUGCCGAGGAGGUGCUGCGCGCCACUCGGCUGGCUGUGGAGUACCAGCGGAAUUUCAGGAAAGAUGUGAUCCUGGACCUGAUCUGCUACCGUCAGUGGGGUCACAACGAGCUGGAUGAGCCUUUCUUCACUAAUCCGACCAUGUACAAGAUAAUCCGCUCUCGUAAGAGUGUCCCUGACUCCUACUCAGACCAGCUGAUCUCUGAGGGUCUGAUGACCGAAGCCGAGCGUGACGAGAUCAAGUCCAAACACUACAGCCUGCUCAACGACAAGCUGGCCAACAUGACCCUGUACAGCCCCCCACCCACCAACCUGCAAGGCCGCUGGGGGGAUCUGGUUGAACCCCAGGCCCGAGUCACCACCUGGGACACGGGUGUCCCCAUCCCUCUGCUGCAAUUUGUCGGAGCAAAGUCUGUCGACAUCCCCGAGCACAUCCAGAUGCACAGCCACCUCGGGAAGACCCAUGCACAGGCUCGGUUGCUCAAACUGGAAGAGGGGACCAAACUGGACUGGUCCACAGCAGAGGCCUUGGCUUUUGGCUCCCUCCUCUGCCAAGGCUUUAAUAUCCGUAUCAGUGGCCAGGAUGUGGGAAGAGGCACGUUCAGUCAGCGGCACGCCAUGGUGGUCUGUCAAGACACCAAUGACAUGCACAUCCCUCUAAACCACAUCAACCCUCAGCAGAAAGGUUUCUUGGAGGUGUGUAACAGCCCGCUGUCUGAAGAGGCGGUGCUCGGAUUUGAAUACGGGAUGAGUGUCGCGCAGCCGAAGCUCCUGCCCAUCUGGGAGGCUCAGUUUGGAGACUUCUUCAACGGGGCGCAGAUCAUCUUUGAUACCUUCAUCUCUGGAGGUGAGGCCAAAUGGCUGCUACAGUGUGGGAUGGUGAUCCUGCUGCCUCAUGGUUACGACGGAGCAGGACCCGAACACUCGUCCUGCCGUAUGGAGCGCUUCCUCCAGAUGUGUGACAGUAAAGAGGAGGGUGUGGAUGGUGACAGUGUGAACAUGUCUCUGGUCAACCCCACCACCUCCGCUCAGUACUUCCACCUGCUGAGGAGACAGAUGAUCCGUAACUUCCGCAAACCUCUCAUUGUGGUUGGACCCAAGAUGCUUUUGAGAUUUUCUGGGGCUGCAUCCAGUCUGGCUGAACUGGCACCUGGAACAUCUUUCAGACCAGUGAUAGGUGAUACUUCAGUCGCAGCAGAAAGUGUCCAGAGGGUGGUGCUGUGCUCAGGGAAGCAUUACUACGCCUUGCUGAAGCAGAGGGAGACCACAGCCAACCAGAACACUGCACUCAUCCGCUUGGAGGAGCUGUGUCCAUUCCCACUGGACGCUCUGCAGCAGGAGCUCAAAAAAUAUCCCAAUGCCAAAGAGUUUGUUUGGAGUCAGGAGGAGCCUCAGAACAUGGGUCCCUGGUCUUUUGUUGCCCCGAGGUUUGAGAAGCAGCUGGCUUGCAGGCUCCGGUUAGUGAGCCGACCUGCUCUGCCUGCCCCUGCUGUGGGUAUCGGGAUCAUCCACCACCAGCAGCAAGAGGCCAUCCUCACUGCUACCUUCUCCUAAGACUGGGAGCCAAAAUAAACACUACACAAUCAUCAGAGCUACACUACCAGCUGUAUCUGCUGUCGCUACAAGUACAGGGCUGCUGCACAGCAGAUACACGGGACCUUUAGACAAUGUGGACGUGCAGUUUUGAGAUAAAUUGGCUAAUAAUAGACAGAUUAAAGGAAGCGUUACAGAGAGUAGGGUUGAUCAUUUUAUUUGUACUGUGAUAGUCAAAUACAGGUUUUAAUUGUAAGUUUAUAUGGUUUGAAGCUAUCUGUUAUUUUCCCCUUUGUCUCAUUCAACAUGCCUGUAAUCUGUGUUUUAAUCACACGGCACAAUGGUAAGAUAGAAGAACAACUGCUGGUUUGAUUCAGAUCUGAAUCGAGGCCUUAGAGACGACGUUUACAAUAUAAUUGUAGUUCAGAAGCACUGUUAGCUGACCGUCGCUUUUGUAGCAUAACGGACUGAAUCUUGCCUGUUUCAUACAGGCUCAUUGUUUCAGGAAUCAUAAUUGUUCAGUCAUCUCAUGCAUGUAGUUUGGAUAUGUUCUUAGUUUUUGUACUGUUCUGAACAGAAAAUAUCAGUAUAAGUUGUUUAAAGUGUCAGUGAAAUAUUUAUAUAAGAGUGGGAAUAUUUUCGAGUAAUUAACUAACACUAACAUUUAACAAGGAUGUGAAACUGUUUCUUAGCUAACAAAGAGUUGUUACCACUGAGACUGUUACAUGUGCUGCCAUUAAUUGCCUACUGUAAAUUAGGGACAGUAUAUUUGGCCAUUUCAUGGUACGAAUUUGUGUUAAGAAGUACUUCAUCAUUUCCAUUAUUUAAUUAUGGUUUGAACUCAGACAUGGAUAAAAAAUAAUGGCAUUAAGGGCUGAUGUAAAUAAACCAAAUCAGAAUAUUCAAAUGGACAUAUUUUCAAAUAAAUCUAUUUUCAUGUUUGUU